AUGAGAAAGCAAAGAGAGAAUGAUAUUCAACAUUUCAUGGAUUCCAGUAAAUUAGUGCAAGCAAAACACACCUUAAUGAUGGGUGAAGAACUCCAUGAUGAUAUUGAACUAAAGAAUGUCAAAUUUGAUUCUGUUGAAAGUUUUCAAAAAGCAAAGAAUGAAAUUCCCUCAGUUGACAUUAGUGAAGGUUUGGAACAAAUAGAACAAGCUAAAGCUAUUCAAGAUAUCAAAAUAGAUAUUUUACUUGGUCAAAUUCAACAAGUUGGUGGAAUUGCCAAUUCAUUUUCUGAUGAUUUGGAUAAACAAGCUCAAUUAUUAUAUGAUAUGAGUUCACAAGUUGAUAAAUAUAAUAAUCAUUUGGAUUGA
Naegleria gruberi is the source of this 366-nucleotide messenger RNA. RefSeq lists its product as uncharacterized. The record is from RefSeq and is a predicted model, not a curated record. The transcript has a single exon. NCBI's taxonomy places the organism in Eukaryota, Heterolobosea, Eutetramitea, Acrasida, Naegleriidae. Bases 1 to 366 code for a protein of 121 amino acids.